UGUUAAUAUCUUCCUCUUCUCUGGCGGCGUUUCUAGGGUUCUUCUGAUUAGCACGAGAUUUCGCGACAAGUUUCUUCAAUGGAGGAAAAAACUCUCUCAACGACAUGGAGUCUAAUAAAGAAGAAGCUAGAAGAGCAUUGGAUAUUGCUGAUAGGAAACUUUCGGAGAAUGAUUACGAUGGAGCCAAAAAAAUCGCUAUAAAGGCUCAGGCCUUGUAUCCAAGGGUCGACGGUUUGGAACAAGUUUUGAAGAUGAUCGAUGUUUAUCUCUAUGCAUCAAACAAGAUCAACGGAUCAAGAGGAGAACCUGACUGGUAUGGCGUACUAGGUUUGGAUCCUUUAGCUGAUGAUGAAGCUGUGAAGAAACGUUACAAGAAGUUAGCUCUAUUGCUUCAUCCGGACAAGAACAAGUUUAACGGCGCUGAAGGCGCGUUUAAGUUGGUUUUAGAAGCUUGGUAUCUAUUAUCUGAUAAAGCUAAGAGAGCUUCUUAUGAUCGAAAGAGGAGGAGAUCAAACCAAAUUAACCAUAAACCAGAUAAGCGACAUAAGCCAAAUUCUUCUUAUACGUACGAGUCUGAGUUUAAGCCUAGGCCUGAGCCUAAGCCUGAGCAUAAGAAGCCUGAGCCUGAGCGUAAGAAGCCUGAACCUGAGCCUGAGCUUAAGAAGCCUGAUCCUAAACCUGAGCCUAAGACUGAGCCUAAACCUGAGCCUAAGUCUGAGACUGAGACUAAACCUAAGCCUGAUUCUUCAUUAGAAACAACGAAUUGUGGUAACUUUUGGACAGCGUGCAGAAACAACAGAUGCAAGACAUAUUGGGAAUUUAAGAGGGAUUAUCUUAACAAGGUCUUAACUUGUCAAAACUGCAGUCAGUGGUUUGUUGCGACCGAAGUAAUUCCAGUGGCACACAAUGGGAGGCCAGUCAUCAUAAUGAGUCCCUGUAAUCAGCCAAUGCGCAAAAGCACUUUCUCAACUUCAGCAUCUAACAUUGCAAAUGCUGCACCCAUAAGAAUGAAAAGAUGGUUUGACCCUAACCCUAAGCUUGAUUCUUCAUCUAACAAGAAGGAAACCAGUAUCUUUUGGACAGUGUGCAAUAGAUGUAAGACACUUUGUAAACUUAUGAGGUCUAAUUCUCCUAACAAGACUUUGGCUUGUCCAUACUGCAGUGAGAAUUUCCAAGCGACCGAGAUAAUUCCAUACAUAGUCAAUGGAAGGCCAGUCAUCACAUCGAGUCUUCUUCCCUUUAGUAAGUCAUCAAGCAGCAAAAACACAACUUCUUCUUCUACUAGCUCCGCAUCAGCAUCUGCUACCGCAAAGCCAAAGACUGCAUAUCAAAGUGGAGACGCACUGAAAAGGUUUUUUCCCGAGUCACGAGAAAAGAUCGCUGCUGAUUUUGCUUUUUCUGCUGCUGGAGGAAAUGCAAACGUUGCAUAUAGUAUUUACAAGAAGAUGACAACAGGAAAUAAAAACUCUGCUUUAGAAACAGAGACCGAUGGCAACAGGAAGUGCCAAGCAGUCUAGCUAUGAAGCAGAGAGGCUUUUCAGGAAACCGAUGACAACAUUGAAUGCCAACUCUACUCUUGCAGCAGAGAGAGACCUACAUGACAGAUGUGAAAUAAGAAGAAACAGAACCAAACCAAAGAUGCAUCAGCGUUACUCUCCGUACAAGUCUGAUGACUGAUGUAACAUCUGAUCUGGUUGGAUACAUAUACACUAAUGGAAGUCUUUGGAAG
This is a messenger RNA of Camelina sativa (false flax), 1729 nucleotides long. The record is from RefSeq and is a predicted model, not a curated record. NCBI's taxonomy places the organism in Eukaryota, Viridiplantae, Streptophyta, Magnoliopsida, Brassicales, Brassicaceae.